Molecule: messenger RNA, 2744 nt
Organism: Alnus glutinosa
Lineage: Eukaryota; Viridiplantae; Streptophyta; Magnoliopsida; Fagales; Betulaceae
Exons: 9
Coding region: 103-2553 (816 amino acids)
Molecular function (GO): protein binding
Source: RefSeq, a predicted model, not a curated record
CCAAUCCUUUCUUCAAAUUCUUCUACCAAUCUUCCUUUUAGUUUCUUUUUGUUUUUAUGUUAAUCCUACCACUAUUUGGAUAUAUAUAUUGACAGAUUAAACAUGGAAGUAAAGGAUGCGUUGAGUGAAGCUGUUCUUGAAGUUCUUGACAAAGAUAAUUAUGUGGAAUGGAGUAUUCGAGUACAAACCUAUUUGAUGGCUCAAGAUCUUUGGGACACAGUUGAAGCAACCACUGAACCUCCUAAGCAAGAAGAUGAUGAAGCUACUUUCAUGGCUUGGAGCGAGAAGAAUUCCAUGGCUUUAAAUGUGAUCCAGAAAUCAUGCCGGCCGGACACAUUAUUUGAGAUCAGGGAGAUUAGUUCAGCUAAUGUUGCAUGGAAUACUUUGGCAGUAAAGUACAACGUCCCUAAAAAGACUAGCUCAGCUGUUCUUCAAGUUCUGGAGAAAGAUAAUUACGUGGAAUGGAGUGUUCAAGUGAAAAACUAUUUGAUGGCUCAUGAUCUUUGGGACAUAAUUGAAGCAACGACUGAAGCUCCCAGGCGAGAAGAUGAUGAAGCUGCUUUUAGGGCUUGGAGCAAGAAGAACUUCAUGGCCUUACAUGUCAUCCAGAUUUCAUGCGGAACAGACACAUUUUCUAGUAUUAAAUGGAUUAGUACCGCAAAAAAUGCUUGGGAUACUUUGGCAGGAAAGUACUAUAACGUGCCUCAAACUUCUAACUCAGGCAGCAACGUUAACCAAAAUGUUGACCAUGAGGUCCUAAACAAGGCUGUGCGAAGUGGCAAUUGGAACGCUGUAGAGGUAUUUCUUAAGCGGCAUCCGGGUGCAGCGGGUGUGAAAAUCACAAAUUUGGGCCAAACGGCUCUUCACGUUGCUGUUGGUGCUGGGCAUGAGAAUAUAGUGGAGAAGUUAGUCGUUAAAAUGUCGGAAGGAGAAUUGGCAGUAAAAAAUGGUUAUGGCGACACAGCUCUUGCUGAUACAAUUUAUAAGGGAAACUACCGAAUGGCAGUGUGCAUGCUUAGAAAGAACGUGAACUUGGCCAGCAUUAAAAAUUCGGCAGAUGAUCUUCCAGUUGUUAUGGCUAUUUAUUAUGGCCAUAUAAAGUUGGCUCGCCAUCUCUAUUCUCUUACUCCGGAGGAAGAUCUCAUGCCAGAAAAAGGCAUAGACGGCGCUACACUUUCUUGCCAGGCUAUAUAUACCGGAACUUUAGAUAUUGCUUUGGAUUUAAUCGAGCGUUGUCCACGAUUGGCUCUUGCUAUGGACAAAGACGAUCACAGCCCUUUGUACGCAUUGGCUUCUGUGCCUUUUGCAUUCCCGAGUGGAAAUCGGCUCGUGUUUUGGAAACGAUGGAUCUACUCCGGUAUGCACAUUCAACACGCACGUGCCAUCAAGGAAAUUCGUUUGAACAUUAAUCAGAACGUGGAAACUAAACGCCAAAGAGAUAUAGUGAGAAUGAUCGGAUCAGUGCUAUCUCUUCUGCGCCAACUAAUUCUAAGUCUCCUUAACCUAUUUGGAAUCAAGGAUUUAUAUGAAAUGAAGUCGAUCCAUGUCCAAGCCGAUGAACUUCUACGUAUCAUGUGCAAGGAGGUAGCAAUUUCAAAUACUGAACAAAGGAAGAAAGGUUCCGUUAACGUUUAUGAUGCCAUCUUCUAUGCUAUAAAGAGGGGGAUUUUUGAAUUUGUUUUCGAAAUAGUCAAAGAAAGUCCAGAUCUUGUGUGGAGCUAUGACGGCGAACGUGUUUCAACUAUAUUUUCUGCUGCUGUCUUACAUCGUCAACCUAAAAUAUUUAGCCUUAUAUAUGGGCUUGAUGUGAAGAAUGUUCUAACGUAUAAGCAUGACAACCAAAAAAAUAACAUAUUACAUAUGGCCGGGAUGCCAGCACCUUCGACUCUGGCUAAUCGCGUUGCCGGUGCAGCUUUGCAAAUGCAAAGUGAACUACAAUGGUAUAAGGAGGUGGAGAGCAUUGUCCAUCCCAAUACUAAAGAAGCUUUUAACGAUGAUGGUAUAUGCCCACCAGAAUUGUUUACGAAGAACCACAAGGACCUGAUGAAAGAGGGAGAGCAAUGGAUGAAGGACACCGCAACUUCUUGUACAGUGGUAGGCGCUCUCAUUCUUACCAUUAUGUUUGCUGCAGCCAUUACCGUUCCAGGCGGUAACGACCAAACAGGCCUCCCAAUGUUCUUAAAGAAAAAGGUGUUUAUGCUCUUCAUAAUAUCUGAUUCCCUAUCACUCUUUUCUUCGUCAACUUCAGUGUUGAUGUUUUUGGGAGUCCUCACGUCACGUUACGCGGAAGACGAUUUCCUUAAAUCCUUGCCAACAAAGAUGAUAAUAGGCCUUUCCACACUCUUCUUCUCCAUUGCAACCAUGAUGAUAGCCUUUUCUGCUGCUCUUUUAAUUAUUUUGCGUGGGGAUACAUGGCUUGUCAUUCCUGCCAUUUGUUUGGCUAGUGUUCCUGUCACCCUGUUCGUAUGGAUGCAGUUCCCACUUCUUGUGGACAUGUCCAUUUCAACUUACGGACCAGGUGUCUUCGAUAGGAAAAAGAAACGUUGGUUCUAACCCCUACAUAUAUUGUGAUAUACCAAUCACUUUUGGAGAAUUUUUUCUUUUCUUAUUUUUUUGGACGGAUGACUGAAGAAUUUUCAGUUGGCUCAUGUUGCUAAUGCAUUUCAUGUUUUUAUGCUUUUAUAUUUUUUAAUUUGCUAGCUUUCUUUGGAUACUUUGACAAAGGAUAAUACUUCUUAAUUCAA